Acanthosepion pharaonis is the source of this 780-nucleotide messenger RNA. NCBI's taxonomy places the organism in Eukaryota, Metazoa, Mollusca, Cephalopoda, Sepiida, Sepiidae. The record is from the annotation of a GenBank genome assembly.
AUGAUUCUCUCUCUCUCCUCUCUGAAUACAUGUAUAUGUGUGUGUGUCUCUCUCUCCUCUCUGUGUGUGUUACUCUCUCUCUCCUUCCUCUGUGUGCACCUCUCUCUCCUUCCUCUGUGUGUCACUCUCUCUCUCCUUCCUCUGUGUGCACCUCUCUCUCCUUCCUCUGUGUGCGUGUGUUUCUCUCUCUCUCUCUCUCCCCUCUGUGUGCGCAUGUUUUUUCUCUCUCUCUCCCCUCUGUGUGUGCGUGUUUUUCUCUCUCUCUCCCCUCUGUGUGUGUGUGCGUGUUUCUCUCUCUCUCCCUCUGUGUGUGUGUGUGUUUCUCUCUCUCCCUCUGUGUGUCUCUCCUCUCUCUCUCUCUCUCCCUCUGUGUUCUCUGUUUUCUCUCUACCCUCUGUGUGCGUGUGUUUUUCUCUCUCUCCCCUCUGUGUGCGUGUGUUUCUCUCUCUCUCUCUCCUCUGUGUGCGUGUCUCUCUCUCUCCUGUGGACCUCUCUGUAACUCGUCCUUCCUUCAUUGAAUUACCUAGGUCUCUUGUGGAGACAGUCUCAAACUGGAAUCUGCCAAUGCACUACUGGCUCAAAAUCUACAUCUUCAAGAAUGCUCGUCCUUUAGGAAACUUUGCUGCUGUACUAUUGACUUAUGGUGCCAGUUCCUUACUACAUGGUUUGAAUUUCCAACUUGCAGCUGUGUUACUCUCUUUAGGAUUUUACUCUUAUAUCGAACAUGGUAAGAAUUUUUACACUCAACUUAAUUCACUUUUUUUAAACAUUAUUAUUUGA